Clarias gariepinus (North African catfish) is the source of this 3306-nucleotide messenger RNA. It is a transcript of the gene brinp3a.1, whose product is annotated as bone morphogenetic protein/retinoic acid inducible neural-specific 3a, tandem duplicate 1. The transcript is spliced from 8 exons. NCBI's taxonomy places the organism in Eukaryota, Metazoa, Chordata, Actinopteri, Siluriformes, Clariidae. The record is from RefSeq and is a predicted model, not a curated record. Gene Ontology annotation, biological process: positive regulation of neuron differentiation; negative regulation of mitotic cell cycle. Bases 513 to 2798 code for a protein of 761 amino acids.
ACACACACACACCGUAACAUAGACACGAGGUGUUGAUCUGUGGAGUACACACACACACACACACACACACAGGCGCGGAAUAUCCUAAAGCUCCUGUUCCAAACUUUACCGAGACAUCAUUGUGCCUGGACCGAGAGCGGCGCUGGGGCUGAAGCAGAAGCCGGCAGUGCGCGUCUGUGUGCGCUGUGAAUGAGAUCCGCCGGGCUGCCAGCUGACGCCUAUUCGGACACGUCAGUCCGGGACUGCUUGACUGCUGUCUGAUGUCACGCGCCGUGUUUUUCCGCCGUUUGCACUUCUGCAAAAAAAACAGUGAGGUGAAGUGAGCGGAAGGUCAUCCGAAAAGGCAUGUCAACUGAUCCAAGAUCAUUAUUCACAUCUUAAUCAUUCUUUUCAGCGCUGCGAUUUGCAAAACUGGGAAUUGUCUGGGAAGUGACUGAAGAACCAAGCACUUAAACAAGCACUUUCAGGAGGUGAGGAAAGUCCUGGGAGAAUGUGGAGUCGUGGGGUGAAGCAUGAGCUGCCGGUGUGUUGCUUUUAGACUGGCGUGUCUCAUGUGUCCAUGGGAGUGUAUUUUACUAAGCCUCCACUGCUGGGUUGUAGCCUCGGCCACAGGCUCACGGGAUGCUGCUGGCCCAUACGGCUGGCUCCUUUCAGACAAAGGGCCUUUUCAUCAGUCGCAGGAAUUUACAGAGUUUGUGGAGCGCUAUCAACAGGGCUUCACCACCAGGUACAAAAUUUACAGAGAGUUUGGACGCUGGAAGGUGAACAGCUUGGCUCUGGAAAGAGAAGACAAUGGCAUUGCCUUGCCCCUCGACCCAGAGUUCAUGCAGACCAUCAGGCAGCUGGGCCGCCGUCCCACCCUCAGUGCCAUCACCGAAAACAUCAUCAAGAAAUACGGAACGCAUUUCCUGCUCUCAGCUACACUGGGAGGUGAAGAGGCUUUAACUAUUUUUGUAGACAAGAGGAGACUGAGCCGCACUGCCGACCCGACCGACUCCAAUAGCACAGCUGUGACUCUGGAGGCACUCCACCAGCUGGCUGCCUCCUACUUUAUAGACAGAGAGAGCACACUGCGCAAACUGCACCACCUCCAGAUCGCCUCAACUGCCAUCAAGGUUACAGAAACAAGGACGGGGCCUCUAGGAUGCAGUAACUAUGACAAUCUUGAUUCUGUCAGUUCAGUCUUGGUUCAGAGCCCUGAGAACAAGAUUUACUUACAAGGGCUUCAAGCGAUCCUGCCUCGGUACCUGAAGAGCCGAUUUGUCCAGGCAGCCCUCAGCUAUAUCAGCUGCCACUCCGAGGGCCAGUUUAGGUGCAAGGACAAUGACUGCUGGUGCGAAUGCAGUGUGGAUUUCCCCCAAUGCAACUGUCCCACUGAGACCCUGGAAGCCAUGCAGGACAGCCUGAGGCACAUCAGAGAGUCCUGGGCCCAAGCCAAUCAUGAGUUUGAAGAGUCAGACGAGUUCCAGAAUUUUGUGCGAAGAUUACCAACGUUCUACGCUCUCAACACAUCUGCUAUAAGGUACUUUUGGAAAAUGGACCCGGCUGUACACCAACGCUUUCAGCUGCUGGAGACUAACACUCGACAGCUUCUCGGCAAAGCACAGCGGAUUGUCAGCAAGCUUUUCACUCUCAGCAAGAGGUGUCGAAGUCAGCCCAAAAUAUCUGUGCCCAAAGAGAGGUCUUACAACUACUGGCUGAACUACAUCCUUUCCCUUAUGUACUGCAGCGAAAAUAAUCAGCUAGGCACAUAUAUGGAAGAGAGGAGGGUGUGCUCAUGUCAGCAUGAGACUCCAACCUGCCAAGGUAUCAUACCGUGCACGGUGGGUGAGGGGCCACUUUGUUCCUCCUGCUCCUAUGAGAACCGAUCACGGUGUGCCAGCUGUAAUCCAGGUUAUACCCUGAGUCAAGGGAUGUGCAGGAACAUCAUCCCUGACUCCACUGAUAAUUACAUAGGUUUUGAGACAGAUCUCCAAGACCUCGAGUUGCGCUAUCUCCUCCAAAAGCGAGACGGCCGAAUCAGCAUCCAUGCCAUGUUCAUUAGCAACGAUGUGAGGCUGAACAACUGGUUUGACCCUUCCUGGAGGAAAAGGAUGCUCCUGACACUGAAAAGCAACAAGUUUAAGUCUACUCAUGUGCACAUGCUUUUGGGGAUUUCCCUACAGAUCUGCCUUACUAAGAACAGCACAUUGGAGCCUGUGUUGUCUAUCUACAUUAACCCGUUUGGAGGGAGUCACUCAGAGAGCUGGAUCAUGCCCAUAGACCAGAACAAUUACCCUGACUGGAAGAGGACCAAAUUGGAGAUUCCUCUUGACUGUUAUAACUGGACCCUCACUCUGGGAAACAAAUGGAAGACAUUUUUUGAGACUGUACACAUAUACCUGCGGAGUCGCGUCAAAACAGCAUCAGCGCAUGGAAACAGUACGGCCUAUUACGAGCCACUGGAAUACAUGGAUUCCUCACGGAAUCUGGGUUAUAUGAAAAUCAACAGCAUGCAGCUGUUUGGUUACAGCAUGCACUUUGAUCCUGAAGCAAUCCAGGACUUGAUCCUGCAGCUGGACUAUCCGUACACACAAGGAUCUCGCGAUUCAGCCCUGCUGCAGCUGCUGGAGAUACGAGACCGAGUUAAUAGACUGUCUCCACCAGGCCAGCAGCCCCUGGAUCUGUUCUCCUGCUUACUGCGCCAUCGGCUCAAACUCUCCACUAAUGACGUGGUCCGAAUUCAGGUUGCUUUACAGGCCUUUAGUGCCAAGCAGCCAAACUCAAUGGAGUACGAAACCACAAAACUAUGUAGCUAAUCAGACACUUUACUCUGUUUCUAACACUAAAUCAUCAACCAGAUCACACUUUGAAGAAUUCAGCUUCUUUUUCUUUUAAUCCGGAACAUUAAUUAUGGCUUUCAGGGGGCGACUGAAGUGCAUACAUUGCUAUUUCAUUUACAAAAUACAUUCAUGGUUUCUAGUGUUAUUCUGUAAUAAUGUACAUACAUUUCAUUUACAUAUCGCUUAUUAAUAUUGAUAGAGUAGAUUAAAUGUAAAUCAUUGGAAUUUAUCUUUCAGUAUACUUUUGAUUUCAUCACUCGUGCAAAAACAACCCUACCCAUGUAAACUGAAGACAACACCAAGAUGAAUCUAGAGCUCUUCAUCUGUACAGCACUAUCUGUCGAUUCUGUAACACUCCUCUAUAUCUGUAUCUGCUUCAGCAGCAGUUGAGUUUAAUGGUAGAAAUAUUUUUAAGAUAUUUGUACAAAAGCAUUAUGACUAUAGGAAUAAUUUUGUUUAAAAAAAGACAUAUGUCCUAACUUUA